Messenger RNA from Megalops cyprinoides (Indo-Pacific tarpon), 660 nucleotides. Its product is annotated as ADP-sugar pyrophosphatase-like. Gene Ontology annotation, cellular component: nucleus. NCBI's taxonomy places the organism in Eukaryota, Metazoa, Chordata, Actinopteri, Elopiformes, Megalopidae. Gene Ontology annotation, molecular function: ADP-ribose diphosphatase activity. The transcript is spliced from 9 exons. The coding region runs from base 1 to 660 and encodes 219 amino acids. Gene Ontology annotation, biological process: nucleoside phosphate metabolic process; ribose phosphate metabolic process. The record is from RefSeq and is a predicted model, not a curated record.
AUGAGUAACAUUGGAGACGCUGCUAAAAACAAUGUAACUGUGCCUCACGUGGUAAAAGAGGAGAUCAUUGCAGCCGGGAAAUGGGCAAGACUGGAGAAGACGACGUAUGUGGACCCCUCUGGAAAAACAAGGACCUGGGAGACAGUGAAGAGGACAACACGACGGAGUCACACUGCCACAGACGGCGUGCAAAUACUUGCCAUUCUGAGCAGAGCUCACCACAAAGACUUUGUUGUCCUGGUGAAGCAGUUUCGACCACCGAUGGGGUGCUACACUCUGGAGUUCCCAGCAGGGCUCAUCGAUGGCAGUGAGAGUGCAGAGACAGCAGCCCUGAGAGAGCUGAAGGAGGAAACGGGCUACAGAGGGGAAGUUGUCAGAGUCUCUCCAGUGAUGUGUCUGGACCCUGGCCUGUCCAACUGCACCACACAGUUUGUCAUGGUGAGCAUCAAUGGAGACGAUCCUGACAACCUCAGGCCCACUCAGGAGCUCGAUGAUGGAGAAUUUAUUGAUGUCAUUCUUCUGCCUCUGGACGGAUUUCAAAUUAAAAUUGAUGAGUUGCUGCAGAAGGAGGAUAUGGUGGUGGACGCCAAGGUCUACAUCUACUCUGUGGGACUGCAGGCCUUCACAAAGCCCAGUGAGAUUCCAGCAGUGAGGCAGUGA